Messenger RNA from Portunus trituberculatus (swimming crab), 776 nucleotides. Its product is annotated as 60S ribosomal protein L12-like. NCBI's taxonomy places the organism in Eukaryota, Metazoa, Arthropoda, Malacostraca, Decapoda, Portunidae. The record is from RefSeq and is a predicted model, not a curated record. Gene Ontology annotation, cellular component: cytosolic large ribosomal subunit; ribosome. Gene Ontology annotation, molecular function: large ribosomal subunit rRNA binding; structural constituent of ribosome. Bases 124 to 621 code for a protein of 165 amino acids. The transcript has 4 exons. Gene Ontology annotation, biological process: translation.
ACCUUCCCCAGCUGUCCUUUCCCUACGGCGUACCAAGGUGUAACAUUAGGGGUCGGACUAAUCGCAGUUCAUCCUCCACCUGAGACGCCAGAUUGAACCAACAACCCUUCCAAAUUCAGCAACAUGCCUCCCAAGUUCGAUCCAACAGAAGUUAAGACCGUGUGUCUGAGGUGUGUUGGAGGUGAGAUGGCUGCCACCUCAUCCCUGGCCCCAAAGAUUGGUCCACUGGGUCUGUCCCCCAAGAAGGUUGGUGACGACAUCAUGAAGGCCACUGGGGACUGGAAGGGCCUCAAGGUCACCGUGAAGCUCAUCAUCCAGAACCGUCAGGCCCGUGUGGAGGUGGUCCCCUCUGCCGCCUCCCUGGUCAUCAAGGCCCUCAAGGAGCCUCCACGUGACAGGAAGAAGGUUAAGCACAUUAAGCACAAUGGCAACCUGACCCUGGACCAGAUGGUGGAGAUUGCACGCAUUAUGCGGCCCCGAUCACAGGCACGUGCACUGUCUGGCACCCUGAAGGAAGUUCUUGGCACUGCCCAGAGCAUUGGGUGCACUGUGGAAGGCCAGAGCCCCCAUGACAUAAUUGAGGGCAUUGAUGAUGGAUCAGUGGAGGUGCCUGAAGAGUGAUCUCUUCAUACCUAAUUGGACCUUCAGUACAGCACCACACCACCACACCUGUCUUGUACCCAGCCUCAGUGCGAGACCAACUGCACCAUUCCAGUGUGACAUAGCUUAAUUCUGUUGUACUGAGAGUUGGGAAACAAAGCUGUACUGGAGGUUUA